This is a messenger RNA of Quercus robur (English oak), 612 nucleotides long. RefSeq lists its product as uncharacterized. Lineage: Eukaryota; Viridiplantae; Streptophyta; Magnoliopsida; Fagales; Fagaceae. Gene Ontology annotation, molecular function: metal ion binding. The transcript is spliced from 2 exons. The record is from RefSeq and is a predicted model, not a curated record. The coding region runs from base 1 to 612 and encodes 203 amino acids.
AUGAUCCUCUCCAAUCAGAUUUGUAUCUUGAAAGUGGAGAUCACUUGUUGUGAUGAGUGUCCCAUUAAAUUGAAGAAGAAGUUGCUGAAGACCAAAGGAGUGACUUCAGUCAAUAUUGAUUCAAAAAAAGGGACCACCACGAUUAUAGGUGACAUAGUUCCUACAAUAUUAAUGCAAGUGUUUGAAAAGAUUGGCAAACCGGCGGAACUUUUAUUCUUUGAGAAGUCCCCCUCACAAGAGAAAAGUGGUUCUAAUGUCAAGAACAAUGUCCAAUUUGCAUGCGAUGAUAAUGAUGAUGAUGAUGAGUAUGUAUCCAAAAGGAGCAGUACUACUCGCACUAAAAUGCAUGGCAUCAAACAUGGUUGGGGUGGAUGUAACAGCAAAGUUGGUCGUGUCCCUCCCUCUAGUAGUUCGAGGUUUUUUAAGACACCAUGGCCUGCAUAUAGAUCAUUCUCAAGGCCAUUCCCUAAUUCAAUAUGGCAUGGUUUUCCCGGGCUUUCUCAACAACCACCACCUCUGCCAUCACCAUAUAGAUGUUUUCUAUCAAGGCCUCCACAAAGAUACAACCCCAUUACCCACUACACAAGCUAUUGGGACAAUUACCACCUUUAA